Mus pahari (shrew mouse) is the source of this 1290-nucleotide messenger RNA. Its product is annotated as vomeronasal type-2 receptor 116-like. Gene Ontology annotation, molecular function: G protein-coupled receptor activity. Gene Ontology annotation, biological process: G protein-coupled receptor signaling pathway. NCBI's taxonomy places the organism in Eukaryota, Metazoa, Chordata, Mammalia, Rodentia, Muridae. Gene Ontology annotation, cellular component: membrane. The record is from RefSeq and is a predicted model, not a curated record.
AUGGUGAUGGAGGUGCAGGUAUCAGAAAAGUACAUGUUCCUUCAUCUUACCUAUGGACCAUUCCUUUCCAUAUUCAGUGAUGAUGAACAAUAUUCCUAUCUCUAUCAGGUGGCCCUAAAGGACACAUCUCUAGCAUUGGCAAUGGUUUCCUUCAUAGUUUACUUCCACUGGAACUGGGUUGGCCUUGUCAUUCCAGGUGCUGAUCAAGGAUAUCAACUUCUAUCAGAGUUGAAAAAAGAGAGCAAAACCAAGGAAAUUUGCUUUACCCUUGUGAACAUAUCAGUCUAUAAGAUUUCAUUCUAUCACAAAACUGAAAUGAACUACAAAAAAAUUGUGAUGUCAUCCACAAAUGUUAUUAUCAUUUAUGGGGAAACAAACAGUAAUAUUGAAUUGAGCUUCAGAAUGUGGGAAUCUAUGGUUAUACAGAGAAUAUGGGUCACCACAAUACAAGUAAAUUUACCUACCUGUAAGAAAGACUUAACUCAUGGCACAUUCUAUGGGACUUUUACUUUUCUACACCACCAUGGUGAGACUUCUGGUUUUAAUAAUUUUAUACAGACAUUGUGCCAUUUCAAAAGCACAGAUUUAUAUCUGGCAAUGCCAGAGUUGAAGUACUUUAACUGUAAAGCCUCAGCAUGUAAAUGUGAAAUACUGAUGAAUUAUUCAUUGAAUGCCUCAUUGGAAUGGCUAAUGGAGCAGAAGUUUGAAAUAACCUUGAGUGAUGGCAGUCAAAACAUAUACAAUGCUGUGUAUGCUAUGGCCCAUGCACUUCAUGAUAUGAAUCUGCAACAGGUUGAUAAUCAGGCAAUAGACAAUGUCCGUUCUCAAUGCUUGAAUGUAAACUCCUUUUUGAGAAAGACCCACUUCACUAAUCCUCUUGGGGACAAAGUGAUUAUUAAACAGAGGGUAUUUCUGCAGGAAGACUAUGACAUUUUUCACUUUGGGAAUCUCUCACAACACCUUGGGAUUAAGGUAAAUUUAGGAAAGUAAUAUUUUCUACAUGGUCAAUGCUUUCACUUAUAUAGAGAUAUGAUUGAGUUGGCCACAGGAAGUAUAAAGAUCUCAUCCUCUGUGUGCAGUGCAGAUUGUAAUCCUGGAUUCAGAAGAUUCUGGAAGAAGGGAAUGGCAGCCUGCUGUUUUGUUUGCAUCCCUUACCAUGAAAAUGAAAUUUCAAAUGAGAGAAAUUCAAGACUCACCUCUAUAGGACUGUUUAUCACACAACCAAAAGUUAUGCAUACUGUAAAAACAUCAACUUUUGAGUAUACAGCCAUAUGUAGUGCCAAACAUUAA